Messenger RNA from Oppia nitens, 2977 nucleotides. Its product is annotated as V-type proton ATPase 116 kDa subunit a 1-like. The transcript has 12 exons. The record is from RefSeq and is a predicted model, not a curated record. Bases 43 to 2946 code for a protein of 967 amino acids. Gene Ontology annotation, biological process: proton transmembrane transport; vacuolar acidification. Gene Ontology annotation, molecular function: proton-transporting ATPase activity, rotational mechanism; ATPase binding. Gene Ontology annotation, cellular component: vacuolar proton-transporting V-type ATPase, V0 domain; vacuolar proton-transporting V-type ATPase complex; plasma membrane. Lineage: Eukaryota; Metazoa; Arthropoda; Arachnida; Sarcoptiformes; Oppiidae.
AAUAUUUAUUUUUUUUGUUAGUUAGUUAGUCAUACAAAAAAAAUGGAUGAUAAACAAAAAAUCUAUCCAAAGCUAAGCGCCGGUAGUAGUGGUGGUGGUCCCGGUGCUGGUGGUAAUCAUGAACCGACUGACCUGUCCGGCAACAACGGCCAGCGGCCAAACCAAUUGCAAUCGCCGUUUUCCGUACCCCAUGACGAGGACAUUAUAAAAUCACCGGCAAAAGGGGCGUCAAAACUCAGAAAUCCUAUCCCGGAGGUUGCAUGGAUCCGAUCGGAACCGAUGGCCCUGUGCCAGCUGGUCAUCCAACGUGAAUCGGCCUACGCGUGUGUCGACCAGUUUGGCCAGAUCGGUCGGACCGAGUUUCGCGACCUGAAUGCCACCGUCAAUGCCUUUCAGCGUACGUUUGUCAAUGAGCUGAGACGUUGCGAUGAAAUGGAGAGACAGCUCCUCUACUUUGAACGUGAGAUCCGUAAGGACAGCAUACCGGUGCUCGAGUACGAGAAUGAACCGCCGGCACUACAGGUCAAGGAGAUGUCACAAUUUGAGGCAAAGUUUGAAAAGAUUGAAACGGAACUGAUGGCUGUCAUCAACAGUGCAGCCGAUCUGAAGAAAAACUAUCUGGAGUUUACCGAACUGAGGCAUAUACUGAAAAAGACCGGCCAGUUCUUCGAGGAGGCACAGGAAGUAGAGUCCACUCGUAAAGAGAUACGUCGGGUAUCUAUUGUCGACCCGCGAAUGAUGCGCCGAUUUUCCCGACAGAUGUCCAACGCUGGUAUGAAUGCACCCGAAAUUAACAUACCGUUAGAUCCCGUUACCGAUAUCAAUUUCAUAGCGGGAACCAUUUUACGGCAAAAGUUUCAAUCGUUUCAGCAAAUGUUGUGGCGGGUGUGUCGGGGAAAUAUAUUUCUCAGACAAGUAGACAUCGAGGAACGCCUAGAGGAUCCGAAAACAGGGGAAAUGCAUACGAAAUGCAUAUUCAUUAUUGUCUUUCAGGGCGAACAGCUGAAAGGCAAGUGCAAGAAAAUAUGCGAAGGAUUUCACACAACACUCUAUCCGUGUCCGGAAAUACCGUCCGAACGGGAGGACAUGCACGCCGGUGUUGUCAACCGUAUGGACGAUCUGGAAAUUGUUAUGAAAGGUACCGACGAUCAUCGGCGCCGUAUACUGGUGGCGGUAGCCAAAAAUAUACAGGAAUGGCGGAUACAGGUGCGCAAAAUGAAGUGCAACUACGAAACGUUGAACAAGUUUUCGAUAGACAUCUCCAGUAAAUGUCUGGUAGCCGAGUGCUGGUGUCCGGAGAUAUCCAUUGGCGACGUUCAGGGUGCAUUGAUUACCGGCCAGCGGCUAUCACAAACGGCCAUACCGUCCGUAUUGCAAAAGGUGGCCACCAAAGAGACGCCGCCGACAUUCAACAUAACCAAUAGGUUUACAACCGGUUUUCAGGCCAUUGUCGAUGCCUACGGUGUCGGCAACUACGGCGAAGUCAAUCCGAUGCCCUAUACUAUCGUAACGUUUCCGUUCAUAUUUGCCGUAAUGUUUGGCGACGCCGGCCACGGCCUGAUUAUGGCCCUGUUUGCACUGUGGAUGGUCCUGAAAGAGCGGUCACUGGCCCGUAGUAAUAUCGGCGAAAUUGGUGGCAUGUUUUUCGAUGGUCGCUAUAUUAUACUAUUGAUGGGAUUGUUUUCCAUAUAUUCGGGUUUUAUAUAUAACGAUUGUUUUUCAAAAGCUAUGAACAUAUUCGGGUCACAAUAUUUUAUACCCGAUUGGGCAGCGGAAAAAUGGUGUCACGGACGGAACGAUACCCGAUGUUUUAACGAUAAAGAUAGAUCAUUGGAUCCGCAAACCGAAACCAAACCCGAUAGUCUAGCCUAUCCGUUGGGUAUGGAUCCGAUCUGGCAAUUGGCCGAAAAUCGGAUAGUAUUUCUCAAUACAUACAAAAUGAAAACAUCGGUCAUAUUGGGUGUCCUCCAGAUGCUGUUCGGUGUAUUGCUUAGUAUUAUUAAUCAUAUACACUUUAGGCGAUAUGUAAACAUAGUAUGCGAGUUCAUACCCCAAGUACUGUUCCUGAUGUGUAUAUUUGGUUACAUGAAUUUUAUGAUAUUUUUUAAAUGGUUUACAUCCAAUUCCUCUAAUUCUAACUGUGCACCCAAUGUAUUGAUAACGUUGAUCAAUAUGUUUAUGUUUAAACAACCCGAGGAUACUGAUCCAUGUUAUUUGAAAGUACCCAUGUAUAAUGGCCAAAAUUUGGUACAAACUAUACUGAUAGUGGUUGCCCUAUUGUGUGUACCCUGGAUGCUAUUUAUUAAGCCGAUUUAUUUAAGGAGCAAGCACAAUCGUCGAUUUAAAAAGGUAGUAUCUGUGCCCAAUCUGAGCAGAUCCCGUACCAGUAUCGAAAUGACCACAACUACCAAUCACGGGGGCAUUGAGUCCAACGAAAUCAAGGUUACUAUGGAACCGGCCGGUAGUUCGGGGAGUAACGGUGCCGAUGGUGAUGGCGGUGGCCAUGGAGGUCACGGUAGCGAUGAUGAUGUGUUUGAUUUUGGCGAUGCAUUCAUACAUCAGGCCAUCCAUACUAUUGAAUACUGUUUGGGCUCCAUAUCCCAUACGGCCAGCUAUUUGCGUCUAUGGGCUCUCAGUUUAGCCCACGCCGAGCUCAGUGAGGUCCUAUGGAAUAUGCUGUUUAUUAACGGUUUUAUGGAAAUUCUCGAACCUGGAUCAGUGGCCGGUUAUAUUGUGACCGGCAUAAUAAUGUGGGUCGUAUUUGCCGCUUGGGCUGUCCUAACGGUGGCCAUAUUGUUGCUGAUGGAGGGUUUGUCGGCAUUUUUGCACGCACUCCGACUUCAUUGGGUCGAAUUUCAGAGUAAAUUCUAUGACGGUUCGGGUUAUUUGUUUCAGCCCUACAGUUAUAGACAGAUUGUCCAGCAAUUGAUACAUCCAAGCGAUUGAUUAUAUWUAUGAUAUAUUAAUUAAUAAUUAA